Molecule: messenger RNA, 6939 nt
Organism: Alternaria ventricosa
Lineage: Eukaryota; Fungi; Ascomycota; Dothideomycetes; Pleosporales; Pleosporaceae
Exons: 3
Coding region: 1-6939 (2312 amino acids)
Molecular function (GO): protein binding
Source: RefSeq, a predicted model, not a curated record
AUGAUUGACCUUCCUCCAGUCCCAGUUCGUCAUACCGACUGGAUUGCUCAUGUCGCUGCCCAUCCAGAGACAUCACUGCACACCUUGCUCGAGCCCUACAAGGAAUAUGACUCCAAGCUGCGCGAGGUGUUCGCACAGCAACCAGAACACCCCGCCAUUACAGAGCCCAACAUCCUUCCCAUAUUCGCAGGCCGCGAAAGUCAACUCAAGAUUCGCGCUCGCAACCCCGAAGAUGAAUCUGAGGCUGAGCGUGAGCGCUAUCUAAUGCCUCUCGACGAGGCGGAUCGCAAGCCGACUGGCUCUCCAGCAGUCGUGCAAUCGCUCAAUGAGUUUCAGACCAACUUUCAGCUCUUCUCCGAGUCAUCGCUUGUUGACAUGGAUUGGUCCAACGUGGUGGUCGCAGGUAGCGCUGUCGUAACUUCGUUGCUGCCGGUUCCAGAGGAACAUAGUGGCUCCAAGCGCGCCCUUCGCGAGUACUAUCAUCAGCAACUAGCGCCAGCUUCGGAUGUCGAUCUCUUCCUCUACGACCUUACCGAAAUGCAGGCCAUUGAGAAGAUCAAGCAGAUCGAACAACGCAUCAGGGACUCCAUCUUGACAGAGACAACUACCGUCCGUACCAAGAACGCCAUCACCAUCGCUUCGCAGUAUCCCACCCGUCACGUUCAGAUUGUCCUGCGAAUUUACAGAUCUAUCUCCGAGAUUCUCACAGGCUUCGAUGUUGAUUGUUCCUGUGCGGCAUACGAUGGCAAGCAAGUCUACGCCAGUCCCCGUGCGAUCGCUGCAUACAUGACGCAGAUCAACACCAUCGACCUGACACGUCGCUCCCCAUCAUACGAGAACCGCUUGUCCAAGUAUGCACGCCGCGGCUUCGAAGUCUACUGGCCGCUCCUUGAUCGGUCGCGCAUUGAUCCCACGUUGUUCGAACGCUCCUUCGGUCGCACUCUCGGACUGGCAAGGUUGCUAGUACUUGAGAAAUUGCCGAAAAGCACUGACCGUGAUGCCUACGUUGAUCAGCGUCGUGCUGAACGUGGCAGACCAGCUAUCAAUCGUUGGGCCACGCAGAAGCUCAAAGGCGACAUCAAGCAACAGCACGACGAAGAUGUUGCCGAGUGGGUAGAGACUGAUGAGGUCAGCGAUUACCAUACCUUCACCAUCCCAUACGGGCCGAAGUUCCAUGCUCGGAAGAUUGAGAGGCUGCUCUUUGCGAAAGACUUGCUACUCAACGCCGAAUGGAACCGACCUAAGGAUCGACAGACCACACUACAUCGACACCCUUCCUUCUUUGGGAACGCAAUCGAUGUGAUUGGGGACUGUUGUGGUUUUUGUCCCGAGCCCACCACACCAGAAGAUCUGGAGAUUGCGGCUGAGGAAAGCAAGAUUUAUGUGUCUGGCACAUUGUCUUUCAUCAAAGACAACCCUGGACGGCAAGCAAUUGGCUCUUUCCACCCUCUGACUGAUGAUGACUGGACCGAGAUGGCAUAUGUCGGCAAUACAGCGCGACUGUGUCAGGCUAUAGUGGACGGAGAUCUCGAGCAUGUCCGGGAUUGGCUCAGUCAAGAGGGUGCUGACCCCAACCGAAGGGACUACACUGGACGUACUCCACUUCAUUUGGCGGUUAUGACCUCAACUCCGCAGAUUGUUCAAGCUCUCAUCGAUGCUGGUGCUCGCAUCGUCGCUCGCAUCUUCGAUGGUAAGACCGCGCUCCAUCUCGCUGCCAUGCGCGGUGAGGUAGAGAUGGUCAGAGCUCUCCUCAUCAAGAGUGAGGCCAAUGAAGAGGAAGAGGCAGAGAAAGAAGCUCUUAAGAAGAAGAACCAGAUCCUUCCCGAAACACCAGAUGCUACCAGUACCAACGACUCCGAGAAGCGUGCUUCCGAUGACGACAGCGAGAACGACGACGAUGACGACGACGUCGAUUUACUUGAUGACGAGUCCGAUAAUGCCGAUGCGACUACUGAAGGCUCUGUCAUCAAGAUAGACCCCAAAAAGUCAGAAGACCACGAUAACCUCCCAGAUGAUGCAAACGACGACGAGCCCGAUGUGUAUGACGUCAACGUGGUCGCCUGGGACGCACCGGUAUCUGCGCUUCAUCUGGCCAUUGCAAAUGGCCACACUGACGUCGUAAAGACUCUCGUUCAGGAGUUUGGAGCCGAUGUACUAUUGCCGGUCAAACUUGUCAAUGAUUACAACAAGUCCCCGCGCGCGGCGAUCCUGCCAGUCGUCCUCGCUUUACAGCUCUCGCCUGAAAAGGCCAAGGACAUGACUAAAUUACUUGUCAGCCUGGGUGCGUCGCCGGCACAGGGCGACACCAGCCACAUCACGGCGUUGCACUACUUUGCUGCGCAUGGCGCCGAUCUGCUCACCACUUUGGUAUCCGCAAACAGGCCUGUGGCGCAACAAGCCGCCGAUCACAUAUCACUGAGUGGCUAUGCGUUCAGACCAACCGUGAACAGUCCUCUGAAGACAGCCAUUGAACAUGGUGAUGCGGCUGGAGUUGAAGCACUUCUAGAGCUGGGCGCGAAGCCCGAGGUUGACUUCGCCACUUACUCUACCGUUGCGAAAACCAAGGGGUUUAUUUCGGCAUACAGCACUGCCGAGAGCAACCAGAAGGCGUUCAGGGAAAACGUCGAGCAGCCUGUAUUUACUGCAGUUCGUCAUGAGGCACUGUCGAUAGUCUUGAAGCUUCUGGAUGCUGGAGCAAAUAUAAACAGUCUUACUCCCAAAGCUUGGUGCGCGCUGGACAAAAGCAACAACACACACGAUCACGGUACGGGCACCCUUUUGGAUAUUGUUCGGUACAACGUGCGGCAACUACAGACCUUCAUCGAGACGGGCAAAGUCGAUGGCCAAGAUGGGUGGUUGUGCUCCGAGGGCUGGGUAGAUCGCAUUGAUAACUACCGGCGUGCCGAGCAAUUCGCCCCGGUACCGCUCAAGGAAGAUACUGAAUAUCUUGGAGGACUCGAACCGGGUACCUACGCUCAUUGGAUGGUGAGUGAUCAGAUCGACAGCGCCAAGCGGAUCUACGAACAAGACUUGGAGAGCCACGAGAAGUGGAAACAGUCUCAGAAAGAGCCCGAGGGUACGAGUGAGAAGAAGUCGGCUGUCCAAGCACUUCUGACAGAGUUUGAAGCAUUGGAGUCGGAGCUGCUGAGACGACAGGCGAAGACCUUCAAAGAGCUGCAUCCAGAUACCGAAAUCAGGAUACCCCCACCACAACAGUACAAUUAUGGCAGCUAUGGACCUGAACCUCCAAAGCCGUGGAAUCCCUUACUCACCUUCCGGCUUUCUGACCUCACCGACGAACGACGGGAAGCUUACCUCAAACUGUUCCAAGCCUGCUGGGAUGGCGAUCUUCCGACGAUCAAAGAGCUUACCUUGUCGAUGUGGGGAGAUAACCAGACUCCGCUGCAAAUCGCUGUUCAGAACUCGCAGGACUACUCGCCGUUCUCUAUCGCCAUUCUGCGAAAGCACUAUGGAAUCGCUCGUGCUGUCUUGGAGAUCGCACAUGCGCAAUAUGUGCCCGAAGAGAAGCCAUUGGUCAAACACAGUCUCCAGCCCCGAGAUGAUGACGAUGGUAGCUGCGACGAAGAUGAGGAUGAUUUCGAGAUCUACGCUGAGAUCGUGGAUGAUCGCUUCACUAUUGAGAACAUUGGAGAGCUACAAAGUCAAGUCAAAAGCAAUGUGACGCCACUCGAGAUGAUGUCGUGGACGUGCCCGGCGGCGUACCGUUUCCUCGAACAGGAUGCUGCAUCGGUCUCACCCUGGCUUCCACAUCCGGACCUCUCAAGCAGCCUUCGUAGUCAAACGCCUUUGGACUCGUCUAGUGGCAGCCCAAUACCCGUCAAGAUUCCCGAGGAUGUGCGACCACAUAGUCUGUUCCAAUUGGCAAUCUAUCUAGACGAUGCCGAUCUAUUACAAUUCCUGAUCGCCAGAGCUGAGGAGUACACGCAACACAACACCGAACUCGACGAUGAGACUGCACCGAGGUUCUUCCGUUUCGAUGAAGCCGAGUUCUGGUACGCGAUCCGCCUGGGUCGUACCCGUCUGCUGGGAAUCAUUAUCAAGAACACAGGGGCUGGCAUUCCUUUGGACGAUCUUGUGAAGAAGAGCGGCAUCGAGAUACCCGAGAAGCCAAAGUACUACCAAGGGCUAUCGGUUCACGGCAGGAAGCGAGCGGAUUGGGCGAAUGAAGGGAGAGAGACCCAGACGAAAGCGGUUGGGGCGAAGCACCCGCCAUUACUUCAUGCCGCUCGUUAUACAAGUUUGGAGAGCGUCGAGUGGUUCGCUAGUGACACCGCUUUGCGCUGUUAUAUGGAGUUUGCGGACAGUCAUCGAGACGAUAUCCGCAUCCAGAACCUGGCGAAGACUCCAGGCGGCUUGCAGUCGUCUAUCACAAAGUGGCUCGACCUACGCUCGCAUCUACUGCUCCAUUCGGUAGUUCUGGGCAGGAAGGGUGAAGAGUCGGUGAGCCUGCUUCGACAUCUAUGCAAAACGCACCCCAAGGCACUCGAACAUCGUUCUGCGAACGGCAUGACGCCUUUGCAGCUUGCUUUCUCUCUGCACCGUAUUGAGAUGGUGAAGGUUCUUCUUGAAGCUGGUGCCGAUCAAACCACACGCGACAAUACCGGAGCGAACAUCAUCCACUCAAUCCUGCACGACAGACUGCACUACCAGACGAGCCUAGAAAACGUACGCGAGCUUUUGGCGCUCAUUGACACUCGCCUUCUCUCUAGCCUGUUCACCGAACGCACAACGGCGGCUCCUGGCGCAGCUACACCUCUUGCACGCUGGCUUCACGUCGCUCUUCCCCACAACUCAACAAGCUAUAACUCGGAGAGCCACGAAAACAUCCUCAAACUUCUUUUCGAGGUCAACAACGGCGACGACCUCAGUAUCGUCAAUGGCGAGGGCGAUACGCCUGUCCACCUUGCCGUACGGCGUGGUGCUGAUCAAGUCUUGCGCGUCAUGCUCCAAUGCCGUCCUGACCUUCUCUUCCGUGAGAACGCAUCAGGACGUACGCCGUUUGAGAUGGCAGAGGAUACAUAUCUGGCUCAAGAGGUCUUCAGCAACCCUCCGCCCCCCAGCGACGCAGGGCAAAAUCGCCGUCACCGUCAUCUUGGUAUUGGGAAUGUGAAUACCAACGUGCUUUCACGACGUCCAGAAUCCUUCGUCGAAAAGUCCCGAGAUACUCGCGAUGCUACGACGAAGGUGUGGGAAGUCUGCAAGGAGUUUGCCGAGAAGAGUCAAGGGCAGAAGAGGAAGCUGGUCAGUCUAGUCGAGGCAAAUGAAGUUGCGAAGCGACUGGCAUUGCGGAAGCGGAAUGAGUCUGCGACGCGGGUGAGAGGGAGGCGGUUCAGGCGCAGGCAUGGCAGAGUUGAAUAUAUCAACGACGAUGAGGAGCCUGUCACAGGCGACGAGGUCGAUGCGUGCGCCUCGGCAAUGGAUUUCCUCAAGCGAUUCAAGAAACCAUCUUCCCCAGCGGUAGAUGCUACUCCAAACCCAUAUGCAGACGACGACGUCUAUCCAGUGCACACACUAGAUGACACGAAGACUUUUCGUAGCAUCAUAAUCACGUGGACGCUCUGCUUCAACGAUGUUCUUGACGCCGACAAGCUCCAGUCCUCUCUAGCAAAGCUCUUGGAGAAUGGGGAAUGGAGGAAGCUUGGAGGACGCUUGAGACUCAACGACAAGGGCGCAUUAGAGAUUCACGUCCCACGCCAGUUCACAUCUGAGCGACCAGCCUUCUCCUACAGUCAUGUCACCAUCAAUACUCCCAUCUCCGAGCACGAACUAGCCAAGAAGCUGCCGAAAGCCAACGGAGCCGUUGUAACCUGCCCAGGACCCACGGAGUUCAACGGCCUGAACGCUCGCGCCGACGCGCCGACGACAUUUGAGGACCUGAUCGCGGGAGACACGCCACAGAUUUCCGUUCACAUCACGUCGUUCACAGAUGCGACACUCGUGGGGCUCUCGUGGCCCCAUACGCUGAUGGAUGUAAUCGGCAACCAAAACCUCCUGCGCGCCUGGUCCCUGGUAUUAGCCGGGAAAGAGUCCGAAGUACCGCCUGUACUCGGUGCGCGGGAAGACGCGCUACGUGCACUGACUGACAACGCGACUCAGCCGGCAGAGGAGUACAUACUCAAGGCCAAACAGCUCAAAGGGCUGAGUAUGGUCAAGUUUGGGGCGAGGUUCGCGUGGGAUAUGCUUACUGGUCCUGCUCCAAAGUCACAGACGAUUUACCUGCCCAAGGAUGUUGUGGCGAAAUUGCGCGUAGCGACUGAGAAAGACCUGCCUUCGCACAAGAGCGAUAGUGGCCUGGAUGAGAAACCGUUCGUCAGCGAUGGCGAUGUCCUCACUGCAUGGACACUCCGCUGUAUCGCGUCCUCCCUCCCAUCACCCCGUCCCUUAACCGCCCUCCACGCCAUGAACGCUCGUUUCCGUCUCCCUGAGCUCAUCAACGCGAAGGGCAUGUACAUGCAAAACAUGCUCGUCCCCGGCUUCACCUUCCUCACUCCAGACGUGGCAACAGGCCCACUCGGUCCCAUCGCCCUGCACAACCGCCAGCGCCUCCUCGAACAAGCAACCGAAGGCCAAGUCCUCGCCAGUCUCCGCGAGCAGCGCAUUUCCGGCGAUCCGUCUACGCUCCUCUACAGCGACGCAGAUGCGAUGUUGGUGCCUUUUACCGAUUGGUCGAAGGCCAAGUUCUUUUCUACUGUCGACUUUGGGGCUGCGGUUGUGAGGGCUGGGGAUGAGAGUGAGGGGAGGAGUAAUCCGCCUGGUAUGCCUGUGUUUCAUCAUUGCUCGAGUAGGAAACCGAAUCCGGCGAAUAGGCUGCUGGUGCAUAUUUUGGGGAAGGAUCAUGCGGGGGGUUACUGGCUGAGCUUGAUUAUGUCGCCGAAGGCUUGGGAGAACGUGGAGGCGAGUUUGAAGGAGUUGGCAUAA